Syngnathoides biaculeatus (alligator pipefish) is the source of this 4290-nucleotide messenger RNA. It is a transcript of the gene afg3l1, whose product is annotated as AFG3-like AAA ATPase 1. Gene Ontology annotation, molecular function: ATP binding; ATP-dependent peptidase activity; metalloendopeptidase activity. Bases 253 to 2592 code for a protein of 779 amino acids. The transcript is spliced from 16 exons. The record is from RefSeq and is a predicted model, not a curated record. Gene Ontology annotation, cellular component: m-AAA complex; membrane. Lineage: Eukaryota; Metazoa; Chordata; Actinopteri; Syngnathiformes; Syngnathidae. Gene Ontology annotation, biological process: mitochondrial protein processing; protein-containing complex assembly.
AAAACAUUUGCAUAUGAAGUAGCUAUCAUCCAAAUCAUACAUGCUCGUAUAUUUCGAAAAGGGUAGGUGUGCGUCCCAUGUUCGUAUUUACGAUCAGGCGUCGAAGGCGGCCUUCCCGUGGGUCCUUGCAUCGUCGCCGGUGACAUUUGACGUCGCACUUUUCAAUAACACAACAACAACGAUGAGGAGGUGAAAGGACGCCGACUCCAAGAAGAUUUCUUUUAUUCCUCCCGCUCGCUCGGAGGUCGGACGAUGUCUCAACUUUUUCGGCUUGUGUCGGCGACGGCCGCCGCUCGGCUUCUGCUCUGCCGGGCUGCGCCGGGCGCGACUCGGCUGGACGCCGCCGCGGCAGGACGUCGCCUCGUUGCCGGCUACCCGCCCUUCGACGUGCCGCCGAGGACGCGUCGGACUCGGGCCGACAUCCUGUCCACGCGCGUCUUUCAGCUUGCUCGGCGUCGUCUUUAUUCCAGUGAGCCCAAAGAUGGGAAAGGAGAAAGCGGAGGAGGACGAGGAGGACGGGCAGGAGGCGGGAAGAGAGGAGGAGGAGGAGGAGGGGAAAAAGACUGGUGGAGUCGAAUGCAGAAGGGCGACCUCCCGUGGGACGAGAAGGACUUCCGCUACCUGGCCGUGGGGGCCGCCGGCGCCGCCUCGGCGCUGCUCUACGUGUACUUCCGCGACGACGGCCGCGAGAUCAGCUGGAAGGACUUUGUGCGGCGCUACCUGGGCCGCGGCCUGGUGGAGCGUCUGGAGGUGGUCAACAAGCAGUACGUGCGGGUCAUCCUGGCGCCCGGCGGAGACGCCGAAGAGGUCGCGCCUUCCCGUGUGCGCCCGCAGAGCUACGUGUGGUUCAACAUCGGCAGCGUGGACGCGUUCGAGAGGAACCUGGAGACGGCCCACUCGGAGCUCGGCACGGAGGCGUCGCGCCGGCCCGCCGUGGUCUACAGCUCCGAGAGCGACGGGUCUUUCCUGAUGAGCAUGAUUCCCACGCUGCUCCUCAUCGGCUUCCUGCUCUUCACCCUGCGCCGCGGAGCCAUGGGGGCGGGUCCCGGCGGCGGCAGGGGCGGACCCUUCGGCGUGAGCGCGUCCACCGCCAAGAUGAUGAAGGACAACAUCGAGGUGAAGUUCAAGGACGUGGCGGGCUGCGAGGAGGCCAAGCUGGAGAUCCUGGAGUUUGUCAACUUCCUGAAGAACCCGCAGCAGUACCAGGACCUCGGAGCCAAGAUCCCCAAGGGGGCCGUGCUGUCCGGACCUCCCGGCACCGGGAAGACUCUUUUGGCCAAAGCCACGGCCGGCGAGGCCGACGUUCCCUUCAUCGCCGUCAACGGCUCGGAAUUCCUGGAGAUGUUUGUGGGCGUCGGUCCGGCCAGGGUCCGGGACAUGUUCGCCAUGGCGAGGAAGAACGCCCCGUGCAUCCUCUUCAUCGACGAGAUCGACGCCGUGGGCCGCAAGCGAGGGGGCGGGAACUUCGGCGGUCAGAGCGAGCAGGAGAACACGCUCAACCAGCUCCUGGUCGAGAUGGACGGCUUCAACACGGCCACCAACGUGGUGGUCCUGGCCGGAACCAACAGACCCGACAUCCUGGACCCAGCGCUCAUGAGGCCCGGCCGCUUCGACAGGCAGAUCUACAUCGGUCCUCCGGACAUCAAGGGGCGGGCGUCCAUCUUUAAAGUGCACCUGCGACCCAUCAAGUUGGACCCCAGCAUCGACAAGGACGCCCUCGCCCGGAAGAUGGCCGCCGCCACGCCCGGUUUCACCGGAGCCGACAUCGCCAACGUUUGCAACGAGGCGGCGCUGAUCGCGGCGAGACACCUGAGCCAGCACGUCCGGCACGCGCACUUGGAGCAGGCCGUCGACAGGGUCAUCGGAGGUCUGGAGAAGAAGACGCAGGUGCUUCAGCCCGACGAGAAGAAGACGGUGGCGUACCACGAGGCGGGCCACGCCGUCGUCGGCUGGUUCCUGGAGCACGCCGACCCGCUGCUCAAGGUGUCGAUCAUCCCCCGCGGGAAGGGCCUGGGCUACGCGCAGUACCUCCCCCGCGAGCAGUACCUGUACAGCCGCGAGCAGCUCUUCGACAGGAUGUGCAUGAUGCUGGGGGGGCGCGUGGCCGAACAAGUCUUCUUCGGCCGCGUCACCACCGGAGCGCAGGACGACCUCAAGAAGGUCACGCAGUCCGCCUACGCGCAGGUGGUGCAGUUCGGGAUGAGCGACAAGGUGGGCCGGGUGUCGUUCGAGCUGCCGCGGCCGGGCGACGUGCGUCUGGAGAAGCCGUACAGCGAAGCCACGGCCGAGCUGAUCGACGACGAGGUUCGAGCCCUGGUGGAGCGGGCCUACGACGCCGCCCUCCAGCUGCUCCGCGACAAGAAGGACCUGGUGGAGGCGGUGGCCAAACGUCUGCUGGAGAAGGAAGUCUUGGACAAGGCGGACAUGUUGGAGCUGCUGGGGUCGCGACCCUUCCGGGAGAAGUCCACCUACGAGGACUUCGUGGAGGGCACGGGAAGCUUCGAGGAGGACGUGGGCCUGCCCGAGGGUCUGCGGGACUGGGACGGCCGCGGCGGGCCCGACGACGCUCGCGACCGACAGCGGGCAGGCUAGACUCCGCCUCCGAACGUGAGCCCCACCCCGUCUCUGUCGUGAUCCUGGAGUGUCGGAUGAAAGGAAACGUUUUGUGUGGCCCUCAAAAAAAAAGGCUCAAUAACUGUGGACGUAUACAGUGGACCCCCCCCCCCCCCACACACACGUUUGCAUCUCGCCACUCGUGGCUUCGCCUUUCACACUCAGGUGGGUGUGGCUAAUAUGGAAAUUGAGCAUUUGGGCAAUACAGUCAUCAGUGUACUUAUGAAGGUUCAAAAAUUCCGGUUCGGAAAGGCCCCCUCGGAAAAAUAUUCUCAGCCAAAUUCCAGCAACGUAAACAUCCUGGAUCUUGUUUUGAAAGUGGCGCGAUAGAGCCGCUCUCUCAUUGGCUAUGGCCGGAGCAUCUUCCCGGCGUCCCGUCGGCUAGCGAGGACAUCGUUCUUUACCCAUGAUGCUUUGCCUUUCCCUUGGACGCUCGACUGUUCCGGAAUCAUGCUAACCCUACUUCAAGAAAGCGCACGUUUGUUUUUCUUCACUGCAAACCCCAAGAAACUUGAAGUCGUGCGCGCUCGCUCGCUCGCUCGUUUGUUUGUCUGUUUUGUCACGGCUGUCAAAUGUCCCCCCACGUCACCCAAGGCCAAAGGUAAAAGAACAUCAUUUGUUUAUUAUUUUUUACAUUAUGUACUUUGAAUGCUUUUUUUUUUUUUUGGGGGGGGGGGGGUGGUGGUGGUGGUGGCUUGCAACGGAUUACUUGAUUUAGCUAGAAAAUGCGCUUCUAGUUACGAACGAUCCACAUUACAAAACGACUUUUGGAAGGAAAUCAUUUCGGAAGUCGCCGUACCACUGUACUUGACAUUUUUUAAGAAAUCGCAUCAGGAUUAAAAAUUGCAGUUCGCGCUUGACGUGGGCAGGCAGGCAAGGACUCCCCUAAGCAUUUUUUUUUCUCAACAUGUAUUUAUGAUCAUUUUAUAAUCUCCCCCCCCCCCCUAAAUUCCACAAUCUUUGUUUUGUUUUGAUUUCAAACACCGUUUAUGUUAUGUCAUAACUUUUUGAAAGUUCAUUUCUUUUUACAAUGACAAAUCAAAGUCGACAUAAAAGCGGAAAAAAAUAUUUACAUUUUUUUCUUUAUUUAUUGAAAGUUGUCAUUUUGGAUUUUGAAUUCCCGAAUAAAACAUCCGUUGGUCUCAACGAAACAUUUUUACACUGAACAGAACAUUCAUUCUGCUUUCUUUAAUUUAAAAAAUUGUAAAGAAAAUACAUUUAUCUGUAGUAUGAUAACAUUUUAGCCCUGGAUUGAAUACAUUUUCGGGGGGGGGGGGAUUUUUUUAAUUGUAACCCUCCCUUCUUUUUCAUCCACAGAAAUUUCUGAUUGCUAUGAUUUGUUUUUUUUUUUUCCUGGAAAGGUUUUAUCAGCAUUUUUGGCCACAGUUUUUAUUUUUGCAGAAUUACAUGAAAACUUCACAGUUGAAAAUGAUUUUUUUUCAAAUUAAGAACAGUCUUAACAAAAAAAAUCUGAGCAAUUUUUGAAAACUUCCAACUUUGUGUAAAGUUGAAUGUGUUUACAUGAAAAAAAUACAACCAACUCCAUUUCAUUUCUGGGAUUUGCUAAAUUUUGCCUUUUUUAUAUAAAGCUGGUCAAGUACAAUUUGAACUUCCUGUGCAACUUGGUGCCUUUUCCCAUGAAAAUAAAAAUAUAUUUACAUCACUGAUCAUGACCUA